GCAUGGGACAGUGACGGAUUGCGGGAAUUACGACCUUGUCUAGGUUUAUCAUGUGUGGUCUAAGGAAAGUGGCGGGGCGGCUAUAUUUAUAUAAAGUGUGCGUGCGCGUGUGCGCGCAUAUCUCUCACAAACCAUCCCCUAUUUAGAGCUAUGCUUGAUUGCAGACUAGAUGAUCUAUAGACAGGGGAAAAUUGCCUACACGUGAAUGUAAAUCCCGAGAGGAUAUAGGCGUGAGCCCUAUAAUCAACAGAUUGAACAAAGCGCCCAUAUGCAUACCUUCGUUUUCAGCCAAGGCCAAUGGUAGCCCCCUCCUAGCGGAAUUCAAUCUUGAUUAAAUGCUACUCCAUACUCCGUACUCAGUACGUACCCAUAACCCACCUUUCCCCACCCCCAGGGGUUAAGCUCACAUCGAUUCAAUUCCGGUUGAUACAUUCCAGCGGGAUGGUGUUAUCUCUCGACAAUCUUCCUGAAGAGAUACUCCACACUAUCCUAUGCUACUGCCGCCCCUGCUCCGCGGCUGCUUUACAGCAGACAGCCCAUCGAUUCGAACAUUCUACCAACGAGCCUUUACUGUGGCGGUUUUACUGCCAAGCGUAUUUUAAGUACUGGGACAGCAAACAUGAUAUACUACAAAAAUUGUCGGCUCCCGUCUGCGCAGUAGACUGGAAGGCCUUAUACGUAUCUAGACACCUGACCGAAUGCACUGCUAGCCAUCUCCUAGAUAGUAUCCUUGCGGGACAAACGGGGAGAAUCGAAAAGUUCCGCGCACUUAUCGACCUUGGUUACGAUGUUAAAGAUACACUUAUAAGGAAUAUUUCAUCAGAAUUAGAGACAGAUGACCAUCUAGCAAGAAGGUAUUAUGGCAAGGUGCUCCUGACCUGUUUACACCGGAGUAUUGCAUUACCAGUAUGGGCUAGACUAAGGAAUGGUGGGAACGUAGCCCUAGAACGAGCACUCGGCGCCUUCGACCUUUUCAUACCAGAAAGCGGAUAUGGAAGUCUUGCCGAAAUAACUAACAAGCUGGAUGAAAUCGUUGGACGACUUUCCUCGUUAUACCCUAGCAUAAAUAUGUUCACACCUCGCGAUAAGGCGAGGACUAUUGCAGUAUAUUUGAAGUCAAACAACCUGACGGGUAUUCAACCGGAUAGGGAGUACCACUGCUUAGAGCACAAUUUCCUGGGUGUUGCACUGAAUGACCCAAACCAUAAUUCGCUUCCCCUAGUGUCUGCGGCUAUAUAUUGCUACGUUGCCCAGAGGUUUGGUCUAAAUGCCCGACCUUGUGGGUUCCCUUUCCAUGUCCAUGUUAUUGUCAAACCUCCACUGGGGCUCGAUGUAGAUGGCAAUGUGCUAGGGCCGGGAGUUUAUGGAGAUCCUAUUUAUAUGGACCCAUUUCGCUCGGAUAGAGAGACUCCAGUCACGAAUCUACAACGCCAGCUGAACUAUCUGGGAGCAUCUAGUGUCGAGCAGUCAACCUUUCUAGAUGAAUCUCGGACCUCGGAGAUCGUUUUAAGGUGCAGCAAGAAUAUACUGAAUUCGGUCCAGCGCAUGUCUCAGUAUCCAGAUGUGCAUUUGGAGCCAGUGGAUACUGUUAGUGCGAAGUAUGCUGCCCUUUGGUCGACGAUGCUUCUUUCUGACCCCUCUCGACCCGCCGAGUUUCGACACCACCUACCUUGGCUGAUGGAGUUAUUUGCUACGGAAUUUCCAUCCGAUAUAUACCUUGUCGAACAGUAUGUAGUCCCAAUCUUUCGUGGGUUGCUCGAAUAUGAGCAUAUCCUAGAGAGUCUCCACGUCAUGCGGGCCGUGGACGAGAUUCCAAAGCAGGUGAAGAGACGUUAUCCUGGUCGAUGCGACGUGAAGUACCGCAUCGGUCAGGUUUUCCGACAUCGUCGGUAUAGCUACAUAGCUAUCAUAACUGGUUGGGACACUGAAUGCGAUGCAGGCGAGCAGUGGAUGAGGAGGAUGGGGAUUGAUCGUUUGCAGGGGGGGAGGCAUCAAAGCUUCUACCACGUUCUUGUCCAGGAUAGAAGUGUGCGAUAUGUAGCAGAGGAGAAUAUCGAGCUUCUGGUCUCUAAUAUCUCUGAUCUGCCUACAACCCUUACUGCAAUCGCAGGGAAGCAUUUCAAGCGAUGGGACGAAGAAACUCAAUCCUUUGUGAGCAACAUCAAAGACGAGUAUCCGGAUGAUUAAAGGAUCUUGACAACAUGGGUUU
Aspergillus pseudotamarii is the source of this 2209-nucleotide messenger RNA. Its product is annotated as Hemimethylated DNA-binding protein YccV like-domain-containing protein. The transcript is spliced from 4 exons. Lineage: Eukaryota; Fungi; Ascomycota; Eurotiomycetes; Eurotiales; Aspergillaceae. The record is from RefSeq and is a predicted model, not a curated record. Gene Ontology annotation, molecular function: protein binding; DNA binding. The coding region runs from base 442 to 2187 and encodes 581 amino acids.